Molecule: messenger RNA, 4659 nt
Organism: Bursaphelenchus okinawaensis
Lineage: Eukaryota; Metazoa; Nematoda; Chromadorea; Rhabditida; Aphelenchoididae
Source: the annotation of a GenBank genome assembly
AUGUCGCCAAACAAAAUAUCGGACUUGACAAGUGACCAGCCCAAGUACGACGCCUUUCAAAGCGUACCAACCGACUCAUCGUGUCCGCCAAGUGAAGCCGACAACUACGCUGCACAGUACUAUACAGACAUGUUGGAGGAUACACAGCGUGAACCUAUGAAUCAAGACCAAUAUGACAAGAUCUAUGGGUAUCGAAGGCCUGAUCAUAAGCAUCCUGUCAUGAUUCGAAAGUUUUUGAAAUUCUCGAAACGAUAUACGAAGCCGUUCAGUUCUGGAUCGGCGUUCUUGGAUAUGCUGGUUAGCUUCAUUCCUUUUAUUAGGUAGGUUGGUUGAGGUGAAAUUAGGCUUUAAUUUGUAAAAAAGAAGGCUGUAUGGAGAAGAGAAAGGUGGUAGGCUUUUAAGGUAGGGUAGAUUUUGAUGGUAGAUUUUAAAAGUAGGGUAGAUUUUAAGGGUAUGGUAGAUUUUAUGGGUAAGGCAGUUUUUAUAGGCAGGGUAAAUUUUUUUUUGAGGGUAGAGUAGGUCUUAAGGGUAGGGUAGAUUUUAAAGGUAGAAUAGAUUUUGAAUAUACGGUAGUUUUUGAAGGUACGGUAUAUUUUAACAGUAGGGUAGGUUUUAAGGGUAGGUGGGUUUUGAAGGCAGGGUAGAUUUUGAGGGUAGGGUAGAUUUUCAAAGUAAGGUAGGUUAUAAGAGUAGGGUAGAUUUUGAGGGUAGGGUAGGUUUUAAAAGUAGGGUAAGUUUCAAGGACAGGGCAGGUUUUAAGCGUAGGGUAGAUUUUGAUGGUUAUGCUGAAAACGACACCACUCCCAAAAAAAAUUUUUAAAAAAAAGUUGAAGGUGCCCCCUCUCCCCCCCCUGUGGACUUUUUUUUACCUUCAGACCAGAAGUCUUCGCCCGGCCCUACUAAUCCUAUCUUUUUUUUCCAGGUGGUUCCCCCGCUAUCCAUGGGGAGAAAAUCUAGCACCCGAUAUCAUUGGUGGCUGCACAAUGUCUGUCGUACAGAUCCCUCAAGGCAUUGCCUAUGCCGUUCUAGCUGGACUAGAUCCGGUCGUUGGUCUUUACAUUUCCUUCUUUCCUCCGCUGUUCUACAUGUUUUUUGGAACGUCACGGCACAACUCUGUUGGUGCUUUUGCUGUUGUGGCGUUGAUGUCAAGGGUGGCUGUGAACGAGUACUCGACAUUGAACCCUUUGGCACAUCAAAAUGGAACGUUGGUUGAGGAUACGGAUAGAGUGUUCUAUACUCCUGCUCAAGUUGGCAGCACCUUGGCUUUUACUGUCGGCUUGGUUCAUGUAAGUGUUUGGUUAAAUAAGUUUUGUCAGGUUUAAGUUAGAGCUAGGGCUCUGGGCUAGGGCUCCGGACACCGGGCUAGAGCUCUGGGCUAGGGUUUUGGGCGAGGGUUCUGGGCUAGGGCUCUGGGCUAGGGUUCUGGACUAGGACUCUGGGCUAAGAUUCUGGGCUAGGGCUAGUCUUUUAUCACAUUUAAAGUAAUAACCUUUACUAUUUUAGUUAACAAUGGCCGUGUUAAGGCUAGAAUUUAUCUGUACCUACUUCUCUGAUGCUGUCGUCAGUGGGUUUUCGACUGGAGCUGCCACUCAUGUCUUCAUAACCCAAUUGAACGCUUUCUUUGGCCUCAAAGGACUACCUGAACGUAAUGGAGCUGGCAAUCUGAUUUGGGUAAAAUCUUUUUUUUUAAUGUGCCCGGCCAUUUGCCAUUACGUAUUUUACAAAAAUUGACGAAAUGUCACAAAAAGUAUUGGUUUCUGAAAUAAAAAAACCAACUAUUUAGAGUUCUUUCUGAACACAAAAUUAACAUUUUAGACAAUAUUUAAGCAACACUAAAUAUUUGAUAAAGUGUUACAAAAAUUAUUGAUUUUUCAAAAUUUUCCAAAAUUGUUUUUAAAUAAUUUUUAAAUAACCAAAACGCAUUUUAAGUAAUUUUUCUAUUAAAAUUAAACUUGUAUUCAACGUAAAACAAAAAAAUAUAAAUGGACGAAAUGUCAACUCACUCUUUUCAGAAAUUAAACGAUAUUGUUCAUGCCCUACCGGUGAAGAUCAACUACAUAACCACGAUUGUAUCAAUUGGAGCAGUACUAUUCUUGGUAAUCGGCAAAAACUAUAUUAACCCAUACGUGACAAGACGCUUUAAAUUGCCAGUGCCUAUCCCAUUCGAACUGUUAUUGAUUAUUUUUAUCACUCUAACGUCAUUGGCUUUGAAUUUGAAUCAAACCUACAAAGUGGCUAUUGUCGGCAGUCUGCCUCAGGGGUGAGUUUACUAGUAUUUAUAAAAAGUAGAUUUAAAAAUGGCAAUUAAAACACAACUUUCCAUUCUUUGAAAAUUAGACGAAGUUUUGAGAAUUUGAAAAAAUCAAUAAUUUUUGUGGCUUUUUGCAACAUUUUAAUAAAUUCAUAAAAAUGUUAAAAAUAAAAGUAAGAAUGUUUUGGAGUUAAUUUUUGCUUUAUAAAACUGAAUUUUAAACUUUAGAAAAAUCAAUAAUUUUUGUGACAUUCCGCAACAUUUUCCAAUAAUUUUUGUAACAAAACGUCAAUUUUUAAACAUAUGUAAAAAUGCAUAAAGAAAUUUAAUAUUUUAAAGAAAAUUUUAUAAUUCACCACAUUACAGUAUGCCCCACGCUCACCUACCUCAAUUCGAGCUUAUUCCCAAACUUCUACCGUACGCCAUUAGUAUCUCCAUCGUAGUAGCGGCAAUCCACAUUUCGUUAGCCAAAAUGUACUCAAAGAAGUUUGGCUACAAGACAGAUUCCGGUCAAGAAUUCUAUGCUUUGUCAUUCACAGCCAUGUUGUCAUCACUGUUCCCACUGUACCCAAUUUGCUGUUCAUUAGGACGUACUGUAGUCAAUGUGGAUGCUGGUACUAAAACUCAAUUUUCAUCAGUAUUCUCAAGUGCUAUCAUCGCUCUACUCAUCUUCUUUAUUGGCCCAGCACUGAGGACUUUGCCUAUGAGUAUACUAGCUGUGAUUAUUAUGGUUGCCUUGACUGGUAUGUUCAGGAAGGCUAGCGAGCUCAAGACGCUUUGGCCGAUCAGCAAGUUCGACUUCUUUAUUUGGGUCGUGAGCUAUGUCGCUACAGUGGCAUGGGAUGUAACUCCUGGCUUGGGCGUGGCAUUGUGUUUUGCCUUGCUGACAACUGUGUUCCGUACCCAAUGGCCUAGAUGGUUCCAGCUGAUGCAGUUGCAGGGUACUGAUGAGUACAAUGCUCGAUAUGAAAAGAGCAAUGAUAAUAAUGUAAGUUACUGAUAAGAAAUUGAAACAAAUUUUUUGUACUUUUUUUUUAUAAAAAACAUAUAUUUUAAUACUUCAAGCAAUUAAAAAGUUAAAACCUUAUUAUCUAAAAAUCGAUAAUUUUUGUGACCCUUCGUCAAACUUAAAUCUUGGCUAACAAGGAAAGUACCCGACCUGCCCCGUUCUGAUUGACUUCAAACUUUUAAUAUAGAAAAAUCAUGUAAAUAUAAGAUCUUCAGCAAAGCAGUAAACCGCGCUUUCCAGCCAAUCUCGAAAAAAAAGAGAUCAAAAAAUUACGUUUUGAAUUUCCCGCCAAAUUGGCAUUGUGUUUCAAGCCUAUAACUUUGUCAUUUUUUGACUUUUAGGAAUAUUUCUUCGAUAUACUAGUAGAAUACCUUUAAAUGAACUUACAUUUUUAAACUUGUAAGCGUAGCUUGACUGGAACGUCAAAAAAAGCGCUUGAAACACAAUGCCAAAUUUGCAAAAUUGGCGGGAAACCAAAAUAAUUCAAAUUUGAAACUCAAAAGCGCGAGCUAAAAACCAAUACAUGUACUAUUGGUAGUACAAGGAACUCAUAUAAAAAUUUUGAGCUGCAUCUGAGCGGGGCAGGUUGGGCACUUUCCUUGUAAGAAAGUUUAUAAAAUAACAGUAUCAGCCUUAAAAACGCAAAAAAUAUGUUUUUUCAUUUUUAAAAAACUAAUACUUUUGUGACAUUUCGCAACAUUUUCAAAUAAUUUGUGUAAAAUACGUUGGAGAUAGGUUUUAGUAUAAAUAAUGACUUUUUAAAAGUUAUAAUGCACUUUUAAAACAAAAAAAUGUUUUUUAAAUGUUUUUAAAAAUUUUUUAAUUUUCAAACAUUUAAUUUUUUUCAUUUUAGGGAAUUUGCAUUUUCCGUUUCGACGCGCCAAUCUUGUUCACCAACGUAGAGCGCUUCAAGGACUGUAUAGACAAAGCCUUGGCUAGCUGGAAGAAUGACAAACCUCAUCUAAUUGGUCCAGAAGAUCUCCAAGUUAAAGUCGUGGACAAAGUCAAGACCAUCGAAGACCUCAAGAAUGCCAUGAACAAACCUGCGUCUGAAGAAGAGUGGUUUAAGAACAUUGGCUUCAGGCACUUUAUCAUUGAUUGUAGUGGCUUUACCUUCAUCGAUUACAUGGGAGUAAACGCGCUGAAAGAGAUCUACUCUGACCUUCAUAAACAACAUUGUUUGGUUUACUUCGCUGCGGCCAAAGCUACAGUCUUGGACUUGUUUGAAGAAUGUGGUUUCUACAAGACUGUGCCUAAGGGCAACUUCUAUCCAACGUUGCGGGAUGCGGUUAUGAUUGCCAAGAAUCGACGACGACAAGGUACCUUCUACUUAUUGGACCAAAUUGGUACCAAAUAUGACCCGGUGGACGAGAAAUUCAAUAUUCAUACGGUGACGUAG